UCAUGUUCUUUCAAAAAACCUCCCGCUACGAUUGUGCCGAUGUCAGAAUUGACAAAUGUCACUGCCCCCUCUCAGAAAUGGGGCGUUCAGGCUGGUUUUUCAGACCUUUCUUUCCUUCUCCCGUGGGGAGGUGGCAUUGUCUGCUGAGUUAAUGUUUGAUAAGUCACCGCUGGACGUGCAGCUUAGCCAGGCAGCGAGCGCGCAGAGCGCGUGGUUUCCCAGGACGGGGGGAUUACUGGAGAAGCAGCCCCACUCCGCUUCGCAAUUUUUUCUCCUCUGUUUGCUAGGAGGUGGCUGUUUGCUACCUCCUUUGCAUGCUUGUCCCACCCAGAAAGCAUUCCUUGAAAACAUCUGGGAAUGGCUCUCUAAUCACCUGGAAGAUAGGAGAACACAAUGGAUCAGAAAAAAGCUUUCCCCCCCUUUUUUUUUGGUCCUUCCGCAUUCUUCCAGCUCAAAGACUGUAAAACCAGAAGUAGCAAUAGCCUGCCAGCCUGGCAGGGAGCUGCGAUCCCAGGCGUAAGGCUUUCCCAGCUCUGUCGUUGACGUGUGAUUCGAUGAUCGGAAAAACUAGGAAAUUUUAGCCAAAUCCAGUGAGCUCGCAGUGGGAUUUCAUUACUUUCAGUGCCAAUCUCGCCCUCUGGGAGACCCUGGCUGAGCCCCAGCCUGGCACUUGUAACCACUCUGAUUUCUCAAGCUGAAAGCUCCUGGGUGAAUUUCAACUUUUUUGAUUUCAGAGCCCCUUAAAAUUUUGCAGUGGGAUGUUUGGUGCAGUGAAUUGAAACCUUCGGUAAUCUCCAAGUCCUUUUCUGGAGAACUUCUUUCUAGAGGUCGUGUUAAAAAAUAGCGUCUCCCCUGUGGACAGAACUGAGCAGGACUUAACAGGGCAAGGAUGAAGGGUGUCUUUGUCUUUCUUCACGAGGAAGCGAAGAAAGCAAAUAGAUUUUAAUUUCUUUUAUGGUUCCCUGUGUUAAGCAAGCUGAGCGAUCCGGUGUCAAAACGCACUGUAUAAACAGCUGCUUUGGGGACAAGCGUUUACCCUUGUGGACUGUAAAACCUUCUGUUUAAGAGGACUGCAUGUUCUUAACUCUGUUUCCGUAGCGAAGGAGACUUGCUGGACUGCUUUGUCUUUAGUCUCCCAGUAACUUUUAAAUCUGCCCUUUCUCUCCUUUUCCCUGUUCCUACGAGGGAAAAGAUCGACAAAAAGGGAGUUACAACCACGAACCGAGCCACAGCGUUGCUGGUGCAUCAGCGUCCCGUCGUAAAUAAGUAUGUUGUGACUCCGCGUCCUGCUUUGUUCACCCUCGGUCCAGCUCACCUUGAACACAGCUGCCAGCUCCGCUGCUUGCCUGGACGAGUGUCUCCUCCAGCCCUCCCUUUUGUCCGUUUUGCCUGAAAUCUGAGGACUCUGCUAUGUUUGUGCAGGGCCUGCCACAAUAAAACAGUCAUCGGGCUGCAACAACUAGGCAUUGUUCGAAUGAGAAGAUACAGGUGGAGGAAGGGAACUGGAGAGGCUGCCCAGGCCGUCCCACUGCUGCAAGCCCGCAAUCGGCUCUCUCCUGAGACGCGAGUUGAAUUUGGUCUUAAAUGUCAAGCGACACAGACCUCCCUUCCCUGCCCCACCGCAGAGAGACCGUCCUCAGGCUUUGUUGUCCGUGCAGUUAGUUUUUCUUAGCGCUCGUCUCAAUCUCCUCGGCUACAAUCUGUCUAAGCCACGGUGGAAGUGGAGAGCUGAAUAUUCCCUUCCUUUUUGCAGCUGCCUUUUAUAUACGUGAACCUUUUUAUCGUAUUCUCCCUUAGCUUUCUCCUCCCUAGGCCGAGAACCCCAGUCCAGUCCGUCGUUGCUCCUAGGUCAUGUUUUCCAGACCUCCGCGCAUUCCUGUUGCUCUGCCAAACGCCAGGAGAGCGGUGCUGGCCUUUCCCAGGGUCGGGACUCGAGCGGCCGUGCCGGGGCAGCGUGGGAAGCCGCGGGCGAAAACUCGGGCGUUGGCAUCGCGCGCCCUCAGGAGCGGCCGCUGGAGAGCCUGGGAUGCCGGAGUCGAGAUGAUGGUCGUUCACACUGAGCCGUGGCUCUUUUUAGAGCUGGGGAGACUUAAAUAGCAACCCCUCUUCCCCUGCCGGGCUGAGAAAACGGUGCUCAGGGCCGGGUGUGGAAUGGGCUGGUUUAAAUUCCACUGAAUCUGAUCAAAAUCACCAAACCGCACUGUUUUCUCGCCGUGCACGAUCCAGCCCGCUGACCGCUGCAUCCUCGAGCCAGAUCUGCCCGUUUCCGGGAGAGGAGCCGGCACGAAUUUUCCAGUCCGCAGCAUCGCUGAGCACAGACCGUUCAUCCUCAGCUAGAAAUCCUGUUUUCACUCGCAGAAACCCGCAGGGCGGAUUUAGGCAGGUGGGAUGUAAUGAGUCCAAGGGGAAUCUGGAGAGGGCGCCGGGAAGGUCUCACCUCCCCUGAAUGGGAGCCGCGCGGUUUUGCUCCGGUUCGUACACAGUAUCUUAGUACCACUGACUGUCCUCACGGCACGCCUGGAAUCGGCGGGGGCUUUCAUGUGCUCUUAAGCUGCCUCGUUAUCUGGGAUAACAAGAAUGCGGGAAAGCUGACCUGAUGGAAACCAGCUGUUGCUCCGUGGAUGCCGCUCGUGCCAGCCGAGCCACCUCGGGCCCCUUGCAGGGAGGCAGGGGAGGAGGCGCGUUCCUGGCGGGUUCCCAAGCGGUUUGGUUUGUCGUGGAGGGCAGAAUUGACCCUUCAGUGAGCAGAGGCCAGGAAAAAGAGCGAGUUUCACCUUCCACUUCCCACGUGCGCGUCCGCAGACGUGCAGGGAGACACGCAGGACACGAGGAUGGAGCCAAACAGGGAUCCCUUCAGUGACAACCCAGUGCUCCUGGCCCUGGGGCAGCAGCCGUGUUCUGCUGCGAGCAGUUUGGCCGGCGGAAGAGGCCUUAUUUUUCCCGUUCGUGCUCAAGCCUGAUGAGAUUUUCUGAGGGCUACACGUCCUUCUGGAACGACUGCAUCUCUUCGGGGCUGCGAGGCGGCAUCCUCAUCGAGCUAGCGCUGCGAGGCCGGAUCCAGCUGGAGCCGCUCACCGUGCGGAAGAAGAGGCUGCUGGACAGGAAGGUGCUCUUGAAGUCAGAUGCUCCAACUGGCGACGUCUUGCUGGACGAGACCCUCCGGCACAUCAAGGCUACGGAGUCUGCAGAAACGGUGCAGACCUGGAUCGAGCUGCUCACCGGGGAAACCUGGAACCCUUUCAAGCUGCAGUACCAGCUGCGGAACGUGCGCGAGCGCAUCGCCAAGAACCUCGUGGAGAAAGGCAUCCUCACCACGGAGAAGCAGAACUUCCUGCUCUUCGACAUGACCACCCACCCCGUCAGCAACACCACCGAGAAGCAGCGCCUGGUCAAGAAGCUCCAGGAGAGCGUGCUGGAGCGCUGGGGGAACGGCCCCGGCCGCAUGGACCGCAGGACUUUGGCUCUCCUGGUGCUGGCCCACUCCUCGGACGUGCUGGAGAACGUUUUCGCCAGCCUGGCAGAUGACAAGUACGACUUGGCGAUGAACAGGUCCAAGGACCUCCUGGAUUUGGACCCUGAGGUGGAAGCUCCCAAAGCCAAAGGCACUGAGAUGAUCUGGGCCGUCCUGGCGGCCUUCAAUAAGUCUUAAACCCCCCCAAAACCGCACAGGCUGGACAGCAGAGCCUCACCCUCCCAGCGCGAGGCCGGGACUGUUCGGGCACAGAACUUCCGUCGCUCCCGGGGUGCCCUUGGCCCGCGGGGAAGCGCGUGCGGCGAUGGGCCGCGGCUGCCGCGUCCGCGUGGACGGGCUCCGACCUCGCCGGCGGCAGGAGCCGGGACCUUGCCGCUGAUCCGUGCGAAGCAGCCGCUGGCUUUACUCUUCCACUUCCAGUUUUUAAACUCGGAUAUAGCUAAACGCUCCCACGUGCUUGUUAGGCAGCUCCGACGGGAGAGAUGGAGCCUUCAAGCACCGGGCUCGGGGCACCGAGCGUGUCCGUAGUGCCGGCCCGGAGCCACAAUUCCCCGGGAGCUUCCCGGCUGUGCGGAUGCCGCAGGCGUUUCCCUGGUCCCCGACGUUUGCUCGGGGGCUGCCGGGAGAAGCCGAAACCUUUCAGAGCUCGUCGGCGUCGAGGGAGAAAUACCUCCCGGGUGCUGCCCGGAGCCGGCGCCCACGGGCUCCUUCCCCUCUUCGGAGCCGCUCUCCGGGGCCGAGCCGCGCUCGGGGCUGCCCGUAGCACGGAGACUCCUUUUAGGAAGAGACGAGGUCACUUUAGGAAGAGUUAAACUGUGAUUUAUUUUUUCCCCCCUUUUCUCCUCUCCAACGUUAAUCUCCUUUAGCGAGCGUUAAUGGGUUUCGCUGCACCCCGAGGGAGUCCUGGGUAUUUAAAUCUGUAGCUGUAGCCACCGGGGUCCAACUGCUCUUUGUAAUAAAAGGGUUUUACAGCGGGA
Molecule: messenger RNA, 4449 nt
Organism: Dromaius novaehollandiae (emu)
Lineage: Eukaryota; Metazoa; Chordata; Aves; Casuariiformes; Dromaiidae
Gene: GOLPH3L
Product: golgi phosphoprotein 3 like
Exons: 4
Coding region: 2960-3649 (229 amino acids)
Biological process (GO): Golgi to plasma membrane protein transport; retrograde vesicle-mediated transport, Golgi to endoplasmic reticulum; Golgi vesicle budding
Cellular component (GO): trans-Golgi network; cytosol; Golgi cisterna
Molecular function (GO): phosphatidylinositol-4-phosphate binding
Source: RefSeq, a predicted model, not a curated record